AGAAGCUUUCCAAACACCGUCGCUUGCUCCACAAGGCCUUCGCUGCAACUCUCUCUCUCUCUCUCCAGCUACGCUCCAAAAGAGAGGAGUGAGUAGUGACACCACUCUCUCUUUCGAGGUCUCUCUCUCGAGGACGGACGCUUUCUCUUGCCCACCAGAAAAAGGAAAAUGGACCUCGGAACCAUCAUCUCCGGCGGCUUCCUGGCGCAGAAGACGGCCGUGCUCGGCCUCCCCGUCUACGUCCUCCUCGCGAUCACCGCCGCCCUCCUCGUCGCCUGCGUCAUCCUCGCCCACCACUUCUUGCGCCGGCGGGCGGCGGCGGGGGUGAAGCACGCGUCCGGCCUCAUCACCUCGUCCACCAAGGAGAUCGCCGCCGAUCGUGAGCCGGAGGGCGACGCCGGGGAGGUGGAGGUGCAGGAGGAGGAGAAGGCGUUGGUGGGGGUCGAUAAGGCAAAUGGAGGGAAGGGGUGGAGAGAGUCGUCGUCGUUGGAGGCGGCGGAGAGGAUGGGGAACAUCGGGUGGGGGCGGUGGUAUUCGGUGGCGGAGCUGGAGGCGGCGACGGGGGGGUUCAGCCCCGGGAAUGUGAUCGGCGAGGGGGGUUACGGCGUCGUGUAUAGAGGAGUCUUGCCUGACCUCUCCGUCGGGGCCGUAAAGAAUCUCCUCGAUAACAAGGGUCAAGCAGAGGAGGAGUUCAAGGUGGAGGUCGAAGCCAUCGGAAAAGUACGGCAUAAGAACCUUGUGGGUCUGGUUGGGUACUGUGCAGAAGGUGCUAAAAGGAUGCUUGUAUAUGAAUACAUUGAUAAUGGGAACCUGGAGCACUGGUUGCAUGGAGAUGUUGGCCCUGUCAGUCCACUGACAUGGGAUAUCAGAAUGAAAAUAGCCAUUGGAACAGCAAAAGGAAUAGCAUAUUUGCAUGAAGGAUUAGAGCCCAAAGUCGUGCAUCGAGAUAUAAAGUCCAGUAACAUUCUUCUGGAUAAGCAUUGGAACCCUAAAGUAUCAGAUUUUGGACUAGCUAAGCUCUUGGGCACUGAUUCUAGCUUUGUAACAACACGUGUAAUGGGAACAUUUGGGUAUGUGGCUCCUGAAUAUGCAUGCACAGGCAUGCUUCAUGAGAGUAGUGAUGUGUACAGUUUUGGGGUUCUACUGAUGGAAAUAAUUUCAGGAAGAUGUCCAGUAGAUUAUAGCAGACCACCUGGAGAGGUAAACUUGGUAAACUGGUUUAAAGGAAUGGUAGGAAGUAGACGUGGAGAGCAGGUUGUAGAUCCAUCAAUGGAUGUUCAGCCUUCACCAAGAGCAUUGAAGAGGGUAUUGCUGGUUUGCCUUCGAUGUGCAGAUUUAGAUGCUCAAAAGCGGCCAAAGAUGGGGAAAAUUGUACACAUGCUUGAAGGAGAUGAUUUUCCUUUUCGUACAGGGCACCAAUUAGCUCAAGAAACAAGCUGAAUGCAUCCAAUGAAGCCAUCAAAUCAAUCCCACUUUUAUUUGAGGAUGUGAUAGCUUAUGAUUCGGGAAGGUCGAUGUGGAGAUGAGCCAGGGCCAAACAUCAUGUUCUGCUUUACCGGCCACUGCAAGUGUCCAACCCUGCUUGUGAUCAGCGACCAUGAAUCAAUAAUGCAGCAUGUGCGAGAUGAUAAUUUGCUUGGCUGCAAGACAGUUUGAAAGCUCUAACCCACAGCGGCUCACAUUCAGAGAUGAUGGAUCUUACUUAUAGGGAAUUUAAAGCUAGGCAUGUCUCGGGUGAAAUUCCAUUGUAAAACUUCUAUUUAAUUCCAUUGUAGAACUCUCUUUCUCUUCAGCUUUCUCAAAUUCAUGACAGUUUAUCGCAAAUUUACUUCAAGCUAUUGCUUAUACCAUUUAUCAUUGUCUCUCAUUCAUGCCCUUUUAAGCAGAUUUUGUGGACUGCUCUAUUCUUCUA
Messenger RNA from Elaeis guineensis (African oil palm), 1912 nucleotides. NCBI's taxonomy places the organism in Eukaryota, Viridiplantae, Streptophyta, Magnoliopsida, Arecales, Arecaceae. The record is from RefSeq and is a predicted model, not a curated record.